Vitis vinifera (wine grape) is the source of this 9757-nucleotide messenger RNA. Its product is annotated as putative disease resistance RPP13-like protein 1. Gene Ontology annotation, molecular function: ADP binding. The transcript has 30 exons. Bases 212 to 4264 code for a protein of 1350 amino acids. Gene Ontology annotation, biological process: defense response to other organism. Lineage: Eukaryota; Viridiplantae; Streptophyta; Magnoliopsida; Vitales; Vitaceae. The record is from RefSeq and is a predicted model, not a curated record.
UUCAAUAAUUUCAUGGCAACAGCCCAUGUUCUCCUCUUUCUUCCACGCUUUCCUUUCAAUUCUGGGGCCCACUAGAGCCAAACCUUGUUGACCCAGCCACCCCCAUAGCAAUCUACACCUUUUGCUCAAGUCUACGCAGAGAAAAAUUUCAAUCUCGCUUGUUUCUUCUGUCUCUACUGCUUGCCCUUCGAUUUCUGGAAAGAAUUAGCCGAUGGAGGUUGUUGGAGAGUCUGUUCUUUCUGCUGCCGUUGAAGUUCUGUUCGGGAAUUUGGCUUCCCCUGAGUUGCUCAAGUUCGCUCGCCAAGGGGAGGUCAUUGCUGAACUUGAAAACUGGAAGAAGGAACUGAUGAUGAUUAAUGAAGUACUGGACGAAGCUGAGGAGAAGCAGACAACAAAGCCGUCCGUGAAAAAUUGGCUAGAUGAUCUCCGAGACUUGGCUUACGACAUGGAAGAUGUACUGGACGAGCUCGCGACCGAGCUGUUGCGACGCAGGUUGAAGGCAGAAGGAGCUGAUCAGGUGGCCACCACUAGUAAGGUACGGAGCCUCAUCCCGAUUUGCUUUACUGGUUUCAAUCCGGUUGGUGAAGUUAGGUUUAAUAUUGAGAUGGGGACCAAGAUCAAGGAAAUCACUAGGCGGUUAGAUGAUAUUUCUAGCCGGAAAGCUAAGCUGGGUUUUUAUAUGGUCCCGGGUGUUGAAAAAAGUUGGGAAAGGUUUGCAUCUGGAGCAGCUUCUACUUGGCAACGACCCCCCACUACAUCUUUGAUUAAUGAACCUGUUCACGGCAGGGAUGAUGAAAAAGAAGUCAUUAUUGAGAUGCUGUUGAAGGAUGAAGGCGGUGAAAGCAACUUUGGGGUAAUUCCCAUUGUAGGCAUAGGUGGGAUGGGGAAAACUACACUGGCCCAGUUGAUAUACAGGGACGAUGAAAUAGUGAAGCAUUUUGAGCCAACGGUGUGGGUGUGUGUAUCAGACGAGAGUGAUGUAGAGAAGCUAACGAAGAUAAUUCUCAAUGCCGUCUCUCCAGAUGAAAUGCGCGAUGGGGAUGACUUUAAUCAAGUGCAACUCAAGUUAAGCAAGAUUCUGGUUGGAAAAAGGUUUUUGCUAGUUUUGGACGAUGUGUGGAACAUUAACAAUUGUGAGCAAUGGAGUCACUUACAGACCCCCUUUAAGUCGGGGGCUAGAGGAAGUAAAAUUGUAGUAACGACACGUCAUACAAAUGUUGCAUCAUUGAUGAGAGCAGACAACUACCACUACUUGCUCAAGCCUUUGUCUAAUGAUGAUUGUUGGAAAGUGUUUGUGAAAGAAAACAAAAAUAUCAAUGAUCCAAAUUUGAGAUUGCUUGAUACAAGGAUCAUAGAGAAAUGCAGUGGCUUGCCCUUAGCAGCAAAGGUGCUCGGUGGGCUUCUACGCUCCAAACCACAGAAUCAAUGGGAACAUGUACUGAGUAGCAAAAUGUGGAAUAGGAGUGGUGUUAUCCCAGUGCUAAGAUUAAGCUAUCAACAUCUCCCUUCACAUCUAAAAAGAUGUUUUGCUUACUGUGCAUUGUUUCCAAGGGACUAUAAAUUUGAGCAAAAAGAGCUAAUUUUAUUAUGGAUGGCGGAGGGUUUAAUUCAUGAAGCAGAAGAAGAAAAAUGCCAAAUGGAAGAUUUAGGUGCUGAUUAUUUUGAUGAAUUAUUAUCUAGAUGUUUUUUCCAACCAUCAAGCAAUAGUAAAUCCCAAUUUAUAAUGCACGAUUUGAUCAAUGAUCUAGCUCAAGAUGUUGCUACAGAAAUAUGCUUCAAUUUAGAGAAUAUACGUAAAGCUUUUGAAAUGACUCGUCAUUUGUCAUUCAUACGUAGCGAGUAUGAUGUAUUCAAAAAAUUUGAAGUCCUUAAUAAACCGGAGCAAUUACGAACAUUUGUUGCAUUACCCAUCACCGUAGAUAAUAAGAUGAAAUGUUACUUAAGCACUAAGGUGCUUCAUGGCUUGUUGCCAAAGUUGAUACAAUUAAGGGUGCUCUCUUUGAGUGGUUAUGAAAUAAAUGAGUUGCCAAAUUCGAUUGGUGAUUUGAAACAUUUACGGUAUCUUAAUUUGUCUCAUACUAAACUCAAAUGGUUACCUGAAGCAGUGAGUAGUCUCUACAAUUUACAAUCAUUGAUAUUAUGCAAUUGCAUGGAACUCAUUAAGUUGCCUAUUUGCAUUAUGAAUUUAACCAAUCUUCGACAUCUUGAUAUUAGUGGUUCAAUUAUGUUGGAAGAGAUGCCUCCACAAGUUGGAAGCUUGGUAAAUUUGCAAACAUUGUCUAAGUUUUUUCUAAGCAAAGAUAAUGGGUCACGAAUAAAAGAAUUGAAGAACUUGUUGAAUCUCCGAGGAGAGCUUGCCAUUUUAGGGUUGGAAAAUGUUUCGGAUCCAAGAGAUGCAAUGUAUGUCAAUUUCAAGGAGAUACCAAAUAUUGAAGACUUAAUUAUGGUAUGGAGUGAAGAUUCUGGUAAUUCAAGGAAUGAAAGUACUGAGAUAGAGGUCCUUAAGUGGUUGCAACCUCAUCAAAGUUUGAAAAAACUGGGAAUUGCAUUUUAUGGUGGCUCAAAAUUCCCGCAUUGGAUAGGAGAUCCAUCCUUCUCCAAAAUGGUUUGUUUGGAACUUAUAGAUUGUAAAAAUUGCACAUCAUUGCCAGCACUUGGGGGUUUACCUUUCCUCAAAGACUUGGUGAUUAAAGGAAUGAAUCAAGUUAAAAGCAUAGGUGAUGGGUUCUAUGGGGAUACCGCAAACCCUUUUCAGUCUUUGGAAUCUCUGAGAUUUGAGAAUAUGGCAGAAUGGAACAAUUGGUUAAUUCCCAAAUUGGGACAUGAGGAAACUGAAGCAUUGUUUCCUUGCCUCCAUGAGCUUAUAAUAAUAAAAUGUCCAAAACUGAUCAACUUACCUCAUGAGUUACCGUCCCUUGUGGUUUUUCAUGUUAAAGAAUGCCAAGAACUGGAAAUGUCAAUUCCACGACUUCCACUUCUUACUCAAUUAAUAGUAGUUGGGUCGUUAAAAAGUUGGGAUGGUGAUGUCCCCUCACUUACCCAAUUAUACAUUUGGGGAAUUUCGAGGCUGAGUUGUUUAUGGGAAAGGCUUGCACAACGCUUAAUGGUCCUUGAAGAUCUGGGAAUAAAUGAAUGUGAUGAGUUGGCAUGUUUGAGGAAGCCUGGAUUUGGACUGGAAAACCUUGGUGGUCUGCGACGUUUAUGGAUCAAUGGGUGUGAUGGGGUUGUAUCGUUGGAAGAGCAAGGGCUGCCUUGCAAUCUUCAAUACUUGGAAGUGAAGGGAUGCUCCAACUUAGAGAAGCUGCCAAAUGCAUUGCACACCCUCGCAUCUCUUGCAUAUACGAUAAUUCAUAAUUGCCCGAAACUCGUGUCAUUCCCAGAGACAGGUUUGCCGCCCAUGCUAAGAGAUCUUAGAGUGAGAAAUUGUGAGGGUCUAGAGACACUACCUGAUGGAAUGAUGAUUAACAGUUGUGCCCUUGAGCAGGUGGAAAUUAGAGAUUGUCCAUCUCUUAUUGGCUUUCCGAAAGGGGAGCUACCUGUCACCCUUAAGAACCUGCUAAUUGAAAAUUGUGAGAAACUAGAGUCUCUACCUGAGGGAAUUGACAACAACAACACUUGUCGUCUUGAAAAGCUACAUGUAUGCCGAUGUCCAUCUCUCAAGCCCAUUCCGAGAGGCUACUUUCCCUCCACACUUGAGAUUCUUUCCAUUUGGGACUGCGAGCAAUUGGAGUCGAUUCCAGGGAAUCUGCUGCAAAAUCUCACAUCUCUUCGACUUCUAAACAUAUGUAAUUGUCCAGAUGUGGUGUCCUCUCCAGAAGCGUUUUUGAACCCCAACCUUAAACAACUUUAUAUUUCAGAUUGUGAGAAUAUGAGGUGGCCUCUAUCUGGGUGGGGCCUCCGCACACUCACCUCACUUGAUGAGCUCGUGAUUCGUGGCCCAUUCCCAGAUCUGCUUUCUUUUUCCGGCUCUCACCUACUUCUUCCUACAUCUCUCACCCAUCUCGGGUUGAUAAAUCUCCCCAACUUGAAAUCCGUAACCUCCAUGGGUCUCCGAAGCCUUAUGUCUCUUAAAAGGCUUGAAUUCCACCGUUGCCCUAAGCUCCGGUCUUUUGUACCAAAGGAAGGGCUACCACCAACACUUGCAAGACUUGUAAUCUGGAAGUGUCCAUUUCUAAAAAAGAGGUGCCUCAAGGGCAAAGGAAAUGAUUGGCCCAAGAUUGCUCACAUCCCCUAUGUGGAAAUAGAUAAGAUUGUACAACAAUAACAGCUUCAAUCAGGGGCUGCCGUGGUCGACAAUAAGUUGUGGAGUUUUGUGCUCAAAACCUCGACUCUCAUGAAUGUGCCCUUAGCUUUUUCCUUAUUUUUCCAAAGGAAGGUCCCUACCCUCUUCCAAAACAGAGGUCCAAAAGAAAUUUUAAGGCCCUAUCAAAUGUGGCACCAACUUCACUUCCUACCAAGGGAUGGGCAGCUUGGCAAACUUGCAGAACCUAACCCACAACAAGAGGCCUUAUAUCUGGUGCUUCAUUUUGCUUAAAGCCAGUAUUCUAUUUCAAUUACCAUUAAUUAAUAGAAGGAAUUCUCCCUUACUAAACACCAAGGUUUUCUGGGAUUCUGCCAUCAGCUUGGAAAUAUGUAUUGCAAAACGGGGGAGAGACCCUUACUACUGGCAACUGGUAUGUCAAGCAGUUCAGGAUGCAGAGAAAGGGCAUAUAUCCAGGGUUAUUCUUCAGGUGUUGAAGAUGUGGAUGAGGUUCAUACACCAGAUUCUGACUAUAUUAAAUAAGCUAAAUCUUGGCAAGCAUAGGGGGCCACAAAUUAGCAUUUCACAAAUGCAUUGAUGAAGUUACAGAGAGCUGGUAUAAUAGGGGAGUUUCUAAGUAUUUUUGUAAAUGAGUUGGUGGUCUUAAUAGGGGUUCAAAGAUGUCUCUUAUUGGCUUUCUAGAAGGUGAGCUACCCACAUUGACCCACCACCAACACUUGCAAGAGUUGUAAUGGGGAGAUGUCAUAUUCUAAAAGAGAGGUGCCUCAAUGACAAAGGAAAAUAUUAGCCUAAGAUUGCUCACAUCCCCUAUAUGGAAAUAGAUGACAUUUUAAAACUACAACAAGUUCAACCAGGUACUCCCAAUAUAUGGAAAUAGUUGUGCCCUUGAGUACCUGAAAAUUAAAGAUUGUCCAUCUCUUAUUGGCUUUCCGAAAGGUGAGCUACCCGCCACCCUUAAGAAGCUGAUAAUUAUAAAUUGUGAGAAGCUAGAGUCUCUACCUGAGGGAAUUGACAACAACAACACUUGUCAUCUUGAAUAUCUACAUGUAUGGGGAUGUCCAUCUCUCAAGUCCAUUCCAAGAGGUUACUUUCCCUCGACACUUGAGACCCUUUCCAUUUGGGACUGCCAGCAAUUGGAGUCGAUUCCAGGGAAUAUGCAGCAAAAUCUCACAUCUCUUCAAGUUUUGCAAAUAUGUAAUUGUCGAGAUGUGUUGUCCUCUCCAGAAGCAUUUUUGAACCCUAACCUUGAAGAACUUUGUAUUUCAGAUUGUGAGAAUAUGAGGUGGCCUCUAUCUGGGUGGGGCCUCCACACACUCACCUCUCUUGAUAAGCUCAUGAUUCAAGGCCCAUUCCCAGAUCUGCUUUUUACUUCCCAGCUCUCACCUUCUUCUUCCUACAUCUAUCACAUGUCUCCGGUUGGUAAAUCUCUACAACUUGAAAUCCAUAGCCUCCAUAAGUCUCCAAAGCCUCAUCUCUCUUAAAAGCCUUGAACUCUACAAUUGCCCUAAGCUCUGGUCCUUUGUGCCCAAGGGCGGGCAACACUUGCAAUACUUGAAAUCUGGGAGUGUCCUAUUCUAGAAAAGAGGUGUCUCAAGGACAAACAAAAAGAUUGGCCCAAGAUUGGCCACAUCCCCUACGUGGAAAUAAAUGACAUUGUACAACAAUAACAGCUUCAAUAAGGGGUUCUCCUAGUUUUUCAGAAGUUAGGCCUUCCUACCACAAUUUAAUAUUGAUAUUUGGCAUUGCCCUCUUCCAAAAUGAAGAAUUUCCUGCCAUUCAUAUCUGCAAGGGUAAAUACUAAAUAUCCUACACAUGAAAGAAGAUGUACUAAAUGCCCCAUUCUUUUCUAGUUUCUGGAUUUACAUGUGAUUCAAGUUUUAAGGCCCUAUCAAAUUUGGGCAACAACUUCACUUCCCACCAAGGGAUGGGCAAAAGGCCUUAUGUUUGGUGGUUCUUUUUGUAUAAAGCUCAGUAUACUGAUUCAAUCACCAUUAAUUGUUAAAAGGAAUGCUCCUUUAUUUAACACCUUGGUUUUUUUGGGAUUCUGCCAUCUUUUUGCAAAUAUGUAUUGCAAAAACGGGAGAGUUACUGUUGACCUAGAGAGGACCUUUCUACUAGCAUCUGGUAUGUCAAGCAGUUCAGGAUACACAGAAAGGGCAUAUAUCCCAGGGUUAUUCUUCAGGUGUUGAAGACGUGGAUGAGGUUCAUACACCAGAUUCUGACUAUAUUAAAUAAGCUAAAUCUUGGCAAGCAUAGGGGGCCACAAAUUAGCAUUUCACAAAUGCAUUGAUGAAGUUACAGAGAGCUGGUAUAAUUGGGGAGUUUGUGGUCUUAAUAGGGGUUCAAAGAUGUCUCUUAUUGGCUUUCUAGAAGGUGAGCUACCCACAUUGACCCACCACCAACACUUGCAAGAGUUGUAAUGGGGAGAUGUCAUAUUCUAAAAGAGAGGUGCCUCAAUGACAAAGGAAAAUAUUAGCCUAAGAUUGCUCACAUCCCCUAUAUGGAAAUAGAUGACAUUAUAAAACUACAAGAAGUUCAACCAGGUACUCCCAAUAUAUGGAAAUAGUUGUGCCCUUGAGUACCUGAAAAUUAAAGAUUGUCCAUCUCUUAUUGGCUUUCCGAAAGGGGAGCUACCCGCCACCCUUAAGAAGCUGAUAAUUAUAAAUUGUGAGAGGCUAGAGUCUCUACCUGAGGGAAUUGACAACAACAACACUUGUCAUCUUGAAUAUCUACAUGUAUGGGGAUGUCCAUCUCUCAAGUCCAUUCCAAGAGGUUACUUUCCCUCAACACUUGAGACCCUUUCCAUUUGGGACUGCCAGCAAUUGGAGUCGAUUCCAGGGAAUAUGCAGCAAAAUCUCACAUCUCUUCAAGUUUUGCUAAUAUGUAAUUGUCGAGAUGUCUUGUCCUCUCCAGAAGCGUUUUUGAACCCUAACCUUGAAGAACUUUGUAUUUCAGAUUGUGAGAAUAUGAGGUGGCAUCUAUCUGGGUGGGGCCUCCACACACUCACCUCUCUUGAUAAGCUCAUGAUUCAAGGUCCAUUCCCAGAUCUGCUUUCUUUUCCCAGCUCUCACCUUCUUCUUCCUACAUCUAUCACAUGUCUCCGGUUGGUAAAUCUCUACAACUUGAAAUCCAUAGCCUCCAUAAGUCUCCAAAGCCUCAUCUCUCUUAAAAGCCUUGAACUCUACAAUUGCCCUAAGCUCUGGUCCUUUGUGCCCAAGGGCGGGCAACACUUGCAAUACUUGAAAUCUGGGAGUGUCCUAUUCUAGAAAAGAGGUGUCUCAAGGACAAACGGAAAGAUUGGCCCAAGAUUGGCCACAUCCCCUACGUGGAAAUAAAUGACAUUGUACAACAAUAACAGCUUCAAUAAGGGGUUCUCCAAAUUUUUCAGAAGUUAGGCCUUCCUACCACAAUUUAAUAUUGAUAUUUGGCAUUGCCCUCUUCCAAAACAAAGGCGCGUAUUAAUGCAUUGAAUUAAUUUCCUGCCAUUCAUAUCUGCAAGGGUAAAUACUAAAUAUCCUACACAUGAAAGAAGAUGUACUAAAUGCCCCAUUCUUUUCUAGUUUCUGGAUUUACAUGUGAUUCAAGUUUUAAGGCCCUAUCAAAUUUGGGCAACAACUUCACUUCCCACCAAGGGAUGGGCAAAAGGCCUUAUGUUUGGUGGUUCUUUUUGUUUAAAGCUCAGUAUACUGAUUCAAUCACCAUUAAUUGUUAAAAGGAAUGCUCCUUUAUUUAACACCUUGGUUUUUUGGGAUUCUGCCAUCUGUUUGCAAAUAUGUAUUGCAAAAACAGGAGAGUUACUGUUGACCUAGAGAGGACCUUUCUACUAGCAUCUGGUAUGUCAAGUAGUUCAGGAUGCACAGAAAGGGCAUAUAUCCCAGAUACUUGUUACAGAGGGGGUUGUGCUUAGCCAGUGUGUGACUCUGGAAACCCCACGUAAAAUGUAUGGCAACAACUGAGUCCUAUCAAUACUUGCAACAUUACAUAAUCAAGAGAGAUGUCCUAUUCUGAAAAGGAGGUUCAUGAAGAACAAAGGAAAAGAAUGGCCCUAAAUUGCUCAUAUCCUCCCAUAUCUGGAGAUAGAUUGCAUUGUACAGCAGUAAAAAGGUCAAUCAAGUACCCCAAUUGAUGAUAGUCGCUCUUUUCUCUUGUUGCUCACAUCCAUCCUUCUAUCUGAUUGGAAAUUUAGUUCUCUAAUUCAUCAGUUAUGUGCAACAAUUUAUAUUUGCAUUAAAAAAAUUUCUGAAUAUAUAUUCAAAAUGAAAUGCUCUUGAUUUUAUUUUUUUGCCUUUUACAUUGAAAACAUAUAACUCUUUUUCAUUAUUAUGCUAACAGAAAGGAAUAUUGAGUUUCAUCCUGCAGAUUCCAUGUCUGAAGUGAAUAUGGUGUUGGUUGUUCGUUCUCUAAUAUGGUGAUGGUGAAAAGAAGAUGAAAGGGCCUAGGAAAAGCAUGAUCUUGGGUUGGAUAUGGUGCAGAGGAAGAUUUUUACAAACAAACCUAUUUAAGGUAUUGGGACUAUCCUCUUCCAAACACAGAUGCAGGAUGGCAAUCAAAGGGACUGAUGUAGAUGAAAGCAAAAUUCAUGGCCAUUGAUGCAGCUUAUUAGCAUCUGCAAAGGGGCCUUACAUCUGGUGGUUCAUUUUGCUUAAAGCCAGAAUACUAUUUCCAUCACCAUUAAUAAAUACAAGGCAUGCUCCCUAAUUUAUUCUUCCCUUUGCUUGGAAAUAUGUACUACAAAAAAGCAAGAGUAGGACUAAAAAGUGGAGAUUCUUAUGGAAUGAAAGAAAUGCAAUCAACUCUCACACUAUGAUGAACUGCAAUUGAGCUGGUACAUCACAAACUGAAUUGAUAGGACAAUGAUAGUGACAAUAUUCUUAGCAAGUUCGGGUCAUCUAUUACAUAUAAGGUGGUCUUAACAAAGGAGCUCAAUGAGUUAGAACUACAGCCUCACUGUCCCAAAGUGAAACGGUCAAAGCUGAAGCUCCUACAACCAGGUCAUAUUCCUAAUUGACUCUGUUUUUGAGAAAUCAGGAUACUUUGGGUGGAUUUUCCUUCACAUGAAUAAUUGGAUUCAUCUUCUAAAGUACUCUUGGGAGUGAGGAAUCCUUCUCAAAAGCCUUGGAAUUGAGCACAAAUUUGAAAUUUCAAUCUACAAUGAGGAUAUGGGCCCGGUUUCAUCGGAAAGCUUCCUAUAGUUGACUAAUUCAUGAAUUUGAAAAUUUUGGAGGAUAGAAGAACAAGCACAUGUCUUCUGCAAGCAUUUGAAAACUUGUGCAUCAGUGCAUCAAUGGUUGUUGCUAGUGCUCAUGGAGAUUCAAAUAUGUGAAAUGGUAAUUGUGAGAUUGAAAUCCUAACCAUGAGACUAGCAGACGAGUCUUGGUGAACUUGAGAGUUUUGCCAUUCUCUUUCCUUGUGGAUCAUUCUCAAUACAAGUUGUUCUCCCAUUAUGUUUUAACAGUAUGUAAUACUCUAAAUGGUAAAUUAUGCCUCAGUUGAUCA